AUGUACAUACUGAAGAAGAAAUGCGAUGAAACCCGUCCACAGUGCUCCCGAUGCGCCGAGCGUGCUCAGGAGUGCUCCUACGAACCGGUCAAGCCUCGUCAACGCAAGAAGCGCGACUCUAUCGCCGGGUUUGGAUCCGGCACCGGCUCUCAAACAAGCGCAUCUGCAAUCACUCGACGUUAUUCGGCCUCCGAUGCAACCAUGCGACGCUGGAAGGAGGAAUAUCUGGAUGACGAGAACGAUGUGGCUGUGGAGGAAGCCAUGUUGGAAGAGAAUGGCAACCCGCUCAUAUUUGACUUCAAGAAGAUGUUCGCCAUGUACCACAACAAGGACGACGACGACGACGACGCGCCCCUAUUCUCUCCCGUCGACUCCGUGGCUUUCGACCUGUCACUGGAAGACGCAGACGAAGAAGUCAUUCGCUGCGGAUCGGUGCAGCAUAACGCCAUAUCCCGCCUCGCCGUUACACGGCCGCAGCGCCACUCGGACCUAGCCAUGAUCGCGCCCGUCCCGGUGGCGUCGCCACAUCUCGAGCUAUUGUUCCCGACGUUCUCCGAGUUUUCGGAUCGGCCAAAUCGUCGGGCUUUGGUCGACCACUUUACCAACGUCAUGUCGCAUUUGAUUGUACUCCGCGAGACCGAAACAGGGAACCCGUUCCGGCAGCUGGUAUUGCCGCUUUGUCACAGCAGUUCGACGGUGACAAAUGCCAUCUACGCGCUGGCGAGUGCGCAUCUGGAGAAUAGAGGCUGCGGGCACGCUGAAGAGAAGGCGGUGUACUUCCACAACCAAGCCAUUCAGGGUUUGGCGCGCUUGAUUGAGCUCGGUGGCCAAGCAAACAAAAACGAGCUUCUAGCCACCAUCAUGCUGCUGGUUUACUACGAAGUACUUGUGCAACAAAACCGAUCCAACAUAGUUGAUGGCCAUCUCAAAGGCGCCAUCGCAAUCAUGAAUGCCAACAGCGAUGAUACCAACCCCACCACUGCCUUUCUUGAACGCGCGUUCCGCUUCUACGAUGUUAUUGCUGCGCUCUCUUUCGGCACGGCUCCCCUCUCAACGGCACCAGCAACAGGUUGCCUCGCCCCAUUCCCACCCAUUGACUCCUCUACUUCGUCAUCCCUCGGAUCUGUCGACACAUUGCUCGGCUUCUCCACAACUCUUUGGCCCAUUAUCCAUCGCCUCUCCAACCUCCUGUCGCUCAAGACCGAGCUCCAGGCGGCUAUCGCCGACGGCCAAACGACCAAAGUUGCCGUUCUCCGCAGCGAGUUUGAGACCACAUCAGAAGCCAUCGAGCAUGCUCUCAAGGUAUGGCAGCCCAGCUUUCCUCCAGGCUUUUCGCCCGAUACCAUGGACGACGUGAUGACGGACGAGUCUGAGGUGGCCACUGAGCGCGCCCGGCUGCAGUCUAUCCUUAACAAUGCUCUGGCCUACCGUCACUCGGCUUUCGUAUAUCUCUACCGCAGCAUCUACGGUUACCCGCGACGACACCACCAGGUGCAGCAUCACACGCACGCUGCGCUAAGCCACUGCGCUGCUACAGUCAAACACGCUGGGCCGAUGGCCGCUCUGCUGUGGCCCUUAUUUGUUGCGGCCUGCGAGGCCAUCAGUCCCAGCGACAGAGAGUUGGCACAGCAGGCGUUCGUGGCGAUCGAGCGCAGGCAGGGCAUGACGAACAUUCAGCGCGCCUGGACCAUCGUGCAAGAGGUCUGGAGACGCGCAGACAUGAUUGAUGACCACACCACGGACGAUGACGGCGCUGUCAUGAUGUCAACGCCCAACCAGCAGCUUAGCAAGGGGGCAGACCUGUGGAGACGUGUCAGCGAGGAUAUGGGCGUGACGAUUGUCUUUGGGUGA
Colletotrichum graminicola M1.001 is the source of this 1851-nucleotide messenger RNA. RefSeq lists its product as uncharacterized. The transcript has 4 exons. Bases 1 to 1851 code for a protein of 616 amino acids. Gene Ontology annotation, cellular component: nucleus. The record is from RefSeq and is a predicted model, not a curated record. NCBI's taxonomy places the organism in Eukaryota, Fungi, Ascomycota, Sordariomycetes, Glomerellales, Glomerellaceae. Gene Ontology annotation, biological process: positive regulation of transcription by RNA polymerase II. Gene Ontology annotation, molecular function: DNA-binding transcription factor activity, RNA polymerase II-specific; transcription cis-regulatory region binding; zinc ion binding.